Cladophialophora bantiana CBS 173.52 is the source of this 528-nucleotide messenger RNA. RefSeq lists its product as uncharacterized. The coding region runs from base 1 to 528 and encodes 175 amino acids. The transcript has a single exon. Lineage: Eukaryota; Fungi; Ascomycota; Eurotiomycetes; Chaetothyriales; Herpotrichiellaceae. The record is from RefSeq and is a predicted model, not a curated record.
AUGGUCGCCACCGACUCCAGUGACAUCGAGGCCAAUUUUUACCGAUAUGAGGACUUCAUUGAAGUGGAAGAUGCGAGCAAGGUCACUAAAGAUUUAGUCAAGGAAAUGUGCGAAGAGGGCCCACUGCAACACUCGGAUUGGCAUGUUUACGAACGAAUCUCGAAGGACAAACGAGAUGACCUGGUUGGAGAUGAGAGGCCCGCUGGAAGCCAAAUUGUCCAGGUGGGCUCGGCUCCCAUCAAUUCACCCGAGCAUAUGGAAGAAUACCACACAUGGUACCAAUCGGAGCACCGGCCUCGGCUGUCCAAGGUCCAAGGAUGGUGCAUGGGCACUCGCUGGCAAUUCUUGUUUGAGCAUGGCGAUGGGAAAGCACCAUGGAGGAGAAUCCUGGCGCAGCAGCAGUAUGAAAAGGAAAACGGGCUGGGGGGAGCCCAGUGGAAGAGCUCGAUGCAGUCUGAAUGGUCCAAAAGAGUCAUUUCAAACGUGGAGAUGCCCAGCCACCGUCGCACUUGGGAGAUAGUGCAGUGA